Xenopus laevis (African clawed frog) is the source of this 1890-nucleotide messenger RNA. RefSeq names its product IgGFc-binding protein-like. The transcript is spliced from 3 exons. NCBI's taxonomy places the organism in Eukaryota, Metazoa, Chordata, Amphibia, Anura, Pipidae. The record is from RefSeq and is a predicted model, not a curated record. Bases 9 to 1721 code for a protein of 570 amino acids.
ACCCAGCCAUGUUCUCAGGAUUGUAUUUUGUCACAGCAUUUAUGGAGGUGCCUCUGGUUGAAUACAACAAGACAAGGUUUGACCUUCUCCUGCAUGGCUUGAAUUGCUGCGCUGGAGUCACAGUGAAAGUGCCCGGCACUAAUUUCUCUCAGUUCUACUCCCUGAGCCCGGGUCAGAUAGCCAACGUCACCAUUCCCACCAAUGUCAUGCUUGUGGGCAGCUCACUUUUGUACAACUGUAUUGUAGAGGUGUCUUCUAAUAAGAGCAUCAUUGUCAUCUCUCAAGUCUGGACACCCAAUGGGUUUGACUCUUCUUACGUGUUUCCAACUAGGUAUCUUGACUUAAACUACUACAUCCUCACUCCUGUCUUUGAUCUGCCUGGAUAUGCCCAGUUUGCCAUUGUCAACCAAUACUCUACAACAACUGUUAGUGUCACUAUUGAAGGUGGUGUUGUUGAGUUCAGUGGGCAGUUUUGGUCUCCUGGGAGCAUCAUAACCUUCACACUUGGCCCAUACCAAGCUGCACAGUUCCAGCUAAGGGGUAACCUCUAUGGUACAUCAGUUGAGGCCAAUAAUAGAGUUGCAGUGUUAAGUGGGUACCAAACAAGCCUCAAGUACUGUUAUGUAUAUGAGCAACUGCUGCCCCAGUCCGGCUGGGGUAAAUCUUUUAUUUUGCCCUCACCCUCUGUCCCACAACAAGAAGAUAAGAUGCAGUUAAUUGCUGCUGAGAUAACAGAUGUUACUGUGUAUAAUGAUGAUGGGAAGAAGAAAUAUACAGUGCAGAUGGGAAACAUCUUAAACCUUCCAGUCAACUCAUCUUCCCUUCAGAUUGUGGCUAACAGGGCUGUGAUGGUCCUUUAUAUUAGUCCUGGGAGAACCAUUUCAGGAGAUCCCACACUCCAACCUUAUUUGGCCACUGUGAUUCCCAUCGAGAGGUUUGAGACACUGCAGGUCAUUCAUGCUCCAUCCACCCUCUCCACCCAUCUACUUGUGAUAGCCAAAUGGGACAAGUAUAAAGCCGUAAAGUUGGAUGGAAGCUCCUUCCCAGCUUAUGUGAAAUGGAAUAAAGUCUCAUCAGGUCAAGACAAUUAUGCUUGGGUGGAAGUGGCACUUAGUGCCGGGUCUCACUUUGUAUGUCAGGUAUCGGAGGAGAAAGUUUGGGCAACAGCCUACAGCUUUAGUGGACCAUCCAUUCCUGUUGUUGGAAAGAACUUCUCUGUCUUUGGACCCAAUUCCUGCUCAAACACUGAAAACCAGUUAGGCAACAGCUCAUCCGUCCUCAACCCCCAAUCCACCACUGGAUCCAACAUCAAUUCUAGUCCUUCAUCCCACUCUAAUGCAUGGACACCAGUUGGCUCUACAGGGCUCUGGAACCCCAGAAAGCUCAGUGUGGAGGGGGCACAGCUCGGAUGGUGGGACGCUUUACGCUAUUGCCGUGAAAAUGGCUCAGAUCUCAUCAGUGUCCCAGACCUUGAGAGCCAAAGGCUACUGGAGACUGUACCCAAGGACAUUGCUGGGAUGGGAAUUUGGAUCGGCCUGCGCAGGCACCGAGUCUGGGGGACCCUCUAUUGGACAGACAAGACCCCUGUAGAUUACACAAACUGGGGGGAAGGGCAGCCUAGUGACCCCACCUUCAACUUGUGUACAAUGCUGUCUGUACUGGGGGGUCUCACCUGGGAGGCUGAAUGCUGUAGCACCAAACUGAGAUUUAUCUGUAACUGACUCCAUCAUGGAAUUACCUCCCAGUCUUAUUUACUGACACCUACACGGGGGGAUCAUGGAUUAGAUACUCUUAUUUACCAUUAGAAUCACUUGUAUUUGCCCCUGGGAGAGAAGUGCCCCAAGGUGGGCAAGUCAGAGGCUAAAAACAAUGUGUAACAAUAAAGCUCAU